AUGGUCGAGUACAAUCGCAGUAGCUUAAGAAAGCAUCAGAAGCCAGCCGUGCUUAGGUGCCAAAACUACAGCAUUGACGACGUGAUAAACUAUAAGAGGGAACAUGCCAUGCUGUACGUGCCGUUUCGUAAAGAAUUAGACAUUCUGGAUGGCAAUGCCUUUGAGAAAAUGCUUGACGAUAACAAAAAAGCCAUUAUGGAAAUUAAACAGAGGUACUCUGCUGGUGUAACCGUUUCGGAGUUGAUUUCGGCUUGUGAGGUGGUUGGCCGUUCGGAAGCAAAUCACACAGAGGAAGUGGAACAACCGGAAGAGAGGCCGUCUAUGGUGCCGACCUUGGUGGACAUGAACGAUAAUUCAGACUCCGUCCCCGAGGAAGUGACGACGAAAAUGCAACAGAAGGUGGUUGCAGCCACGUACCCUGGAGUCCACCGUAGAGACUACGUUAUGCCGUUAAGCGAUUUCUACGCGAGCAUGAGGCUGCUUAACGAACAGAAGGCAUCGUUGAUACGGGAAGUGAUACAUCGCGUUACUGACCGAACGACUAAACCGCUGCAGAUCUUCUUUACCGGGCCUGCUGGCUGUGGUAAGACCUUCACGUUGUGCCUCAUCAUGGACGUUUACAACCGUUACUGUCGUAACCAUACCAUCUCGUAUGGGGAUGGUCAGGGAAACAGUGUGGUCAAUGCGUACGUAGCCUGUGCAACAACCAGUAAAGUUGCCAUUGCGUUGAACGGCGUUACUGUACAUUCGGCAUUCAAGAUCGUUAUGACCAACAGGAGGGAGGAGUGGGGACUUACAUCAAGUGAUUUGAAUACGUUUCGGAUGCUGUUUCGCGACAUGAAGUGCAUCAUUGUGGAUGAGGUGAGCAUGCUGUCGUCGGACCUUCUCAGACAUAUGGACUUGAGAGAAAUCAGGGCUUCAAAAAUGACGGAGCCGUUCGGAGGGUUCGACGUAAUCUUCUGCGGGGACCUUAGGCAGCUCCCUUUGGUGCGAGCAAGUGAGAUAUACAAGAGACCGCGGAGCGGCGGAAGUGUCUACAGUAACUCCGUGCUCCCCUGGCACCGCCUCUCAUACUUCCCUUUAACCGAAGUGGUCAGACAGAGCUUCUCGGGUCUCCUCACCAAGAUAGGCGACGGAAAGGAGUUGAACGGUGACGAGAUUUGUGUGCUUACCGAUCAUUUUGUCAUUCGUGAACAGGCUGCUAUACAGUGCCCCAUGGCAGUCCGUCUCUUCUUCAGUAAGGACGUCGACGUCCAUAAUACGAUGGUUGCUGAGUCUUGUGAAUACAAGCAUGACAGUGUCGCCAUACACGUGGUGACUGGUCAUCGGAGCAGACAAAAGGUACGUGAGGCCCUCGCGAGAAUCCGAUACCUCAGUCGUGCAGAGAGUGGCAACCUGCCAUCUGUGGGGACGUUCUGUACGAAACGGCCGUAUAUGCUGCUGAAGAACAUUGAUGUCACAGAUAGCUUGGUGAACGGCAUGGUCGUUACGCUAUUGGAAGUGUAG
Molecule: messenger RNA, 1506 nt
Organism: Rhipicephalus microplus (southern cattle tick)
Lineage: Eukaryota; Metazoa; Arthropoda; Arachnida; Ixodida; Ixodidae
Product: ATP-dependent DNA helicase PIF1-like
Source: RefSeq, a predicted model, not a curated record